This is a messenger RNA of Pisolithus orientalis, 3482 nucleotides long. RefSeq names its product P-loop containing nucleoside triphosphate hydrolase protein. Gene Ontology annotation, biological process: cytosolic ribosome assembly. The record is from RefSeq and is a predicted model, not a curated record. The transcript is spliced from 12 exons. Gene Ontology annotation, molecular function: GTPase activity; ribosome binding; GTP binding. NCBI's taxonomy places the organism in Eukaryota, Fungi, Basidiomycota, Agaricomycetes, Boletales, Pisolithaceae. The coding region runs from base 77 to 3274 and encodes 1065 amino acids. Gene Ontology annotation, cellular component: ribonucleoprotein complex; cytosol.
ACCGUGUACCGGCACCGGCACCGUUUAAAUACUUGCUGAUUCAAAGUCUUGUAGAGUGUCUUCUGCAUCUACCGAAAUGGCCAGUCGUCUCGGUACUGAAACCCCCGAUCCAGAAAACAUACGGAUCAUCACGGCGCUAGGCCAUGUCGAUCAUGGGAAGACCACACUAAUGGAUGUGCUACUUGCCGCGAACAAUAUAAUCUCUCCUAGGAUGGCGGGGAAACUGCGAUACUUAGACAGCCGUGAGGACGAGAUCGAGCGAGGAAUCACGAUGGAGAGCAGUGCCGUGUCAUUGAAGUUUCAAGUUAUGGAGCGUAAUGCUGAUGGAAAUCCGCAAAAGACUUAUAUCAUAAACAUGAUUGAUACACCAGGACACGUAGAUUUUUCUACCGAAGUCUCUACCGCGUCCCGCCUUUGCGACGGGGCGUUGAUUCUUGUAGACGUAGUAGAAGGCGUCUGUACUCAGACUGUUUCCGUCCUCCAGCAGGCAUGGCGAGACAACCUUCGUCCAAUCCUUGUCAUCAACAAGUUUGACAGGUUGAUUGUUGAGCUUAAGCUAUCCCCUGUGGAAGCAUACCACCACCUUUCACGCCUCAUAGAACAAGUAAAUGCAGUGAUGGGUGGAUUUUUUGCUAGCGAUCGUAUGGAAGAUGACCUGCGAUGGAGAGAAGAGCGGGAAAAGCGAUUGGCUGCCAAGAAGGACCAGUAUGCUGACGAAGGCGAGGCUGCAGCUAAUGAUGCUGACACUUUCAAAGAGAAAGACGAUGAAGAUAUAUAUUUUGCUCCAGAACGUGGAAAUGUCGUUUUUGCCUCAGCGAUAGAUGGUUGGGGUUUUCGCGUCGGCAAGUUCGCACAGUUGUAUUCCGCUAAACUUGGAUUCAAGGAGGCUAAUUUGCGACGCGUCUUGUGGGGAGACUUUUAUUUGGACUCUAAGACUAAACGAGUUAUCAGCUACAAGCACCUGAAGGGACGUGCUUUGAAACCUCUUUUCGUGCAGUUCGUCUUGGAAAACAUUUGGGCUGUGUACGAUGCGGUAGUUUUGAACCCGAACCCGGAAAAAGUCACGAAGAUCGUAUCCACUCUCAACCUCAAGGUGUCGCCUCGUGACCUUAAAUCUAAAGACAGUCGUCAGCUCGUUUCCCUCCUCUGCAACCAGUGGCUUCCGCUGUCCACCUGUGUCAUUCAGGCAGUCAUCGACAUUGUUCCUUCCCCUCCGGCUGCACAGGCCUUCCGUCUUCCCAGAAUGUUGUAUCCAGAUAAUUAUGAACAAAGGAUUGCACCGAAGAACAAGUUGGAGCAAGACCUUUUCACGUCUAACUCAGACCCCGAUGCUAAUGUGGUUGCAUAUGUCAGCAAGAUGAUAGCGGUGCCACGCAAGGAGUUGCCGGAGAAUAAGACCAGACCAUUGACCGCAGACGAAAUGCGUAGCAGGGGAAGGGAAAUCAGACGAGAUCAGUCUUCGGGAGGCGAUACCAACGCUCCAAUCCCGGAACUCCAAGGAACGAUGGAGGCACUAGAGAUAGAGGACAAAGCCGACGACGAGGUUAUACUUGGGUUUGCACGCCUGUACUCUGGAUCAAUCACAACUGGUACAGAAGUAUACUGUGUCUUGCCGAAGUACAAUGCCUCCCUCCCCCCUGAACAUCCUAGCAAUGUUCAUAACUUGGUUAUCGCAGAGGUUGAAGGCCUGUACACUAUGAUGGGAAGGGAAUUACAUCCAGUGGAAACUAUACAAGCGGGACAUACCUUUGCUGUUAGAGGUCUCGCAGGCAAGGUUUGGAGAAGUGCCACGCUCUGCGCCCCGGCUCGUACGGGAAUUCCACAGGACAGUGACGUGAACCAUAAUCAAGCCUGUCUCAUUAACCUGGGGGGUGCCAGCCGGAUGGCUUUACCCAUCGUGCGCGUUGCGUUGGAACCUGUUGUUCCGGCAGAUAUGCCCAAGUUAGUUGCCGCACUUGCACUUCUUGCGCAAGCAGAUCCCUGCGUGGAGACGUUUCAACAACAAACCGGAGAGCAUGUUAUUCUUACGGCUGGAGAGCUGCACUUGGAGAGAUGCCUAAAGGAUUUGCAUGAACGUUUUGCACGGGUAGAGAUACAGGCUUCCAAGCCCAUUGUGCCUUUCCGCGAAACAGCCGUGAAGGCUGCAGAUAUGUUACCCCCCAAAACUCCAAACGCCACUCGGGGAACAAUGAAGGGUGCAAGCACCCAAAAUUUGGUCUCCUUUACGAUACGCUCCGCUCCCUUACCAACCAUAAUACAUCAGUAUAUCUUACAGAAUCUUGCAGUGCUCAGGGCACUUCUGCAGGAACGCCGUGCAGCCGACGGAGAUACCUCGGGGGAGACUGUGAGUCCUGGCGAGGCGGAGCGAACUGGAACGCAGGAUGAUAUCCUUCAUUCCCCAACCGUUCGACCUGAGCAAUUCUGGGAUGUUCUGGAAGACAAGUGUAUGGAAGCAGGGGGGGAAUGGUCGGGUAUCUCGGAGAGGAUAUGGGCGUUCGGUCCCCACGGUGCUGGUGGCUGUAUACUCAUUGAUGCACGCAAAGACGUGGUGCUUACAUCGUUGAGACGUCGCUUACUACGGGAGAGGUCCGUUAAUUCUUACGGAAAAGACGGGCACGAAGGGAAAUAUGACUUUAGUGGGCAUAUUGAGACCGGAUUUCAACUGGCCACGUUUCAAGGGCCGCUUUGUGCAGAACCGAUGGAUGGCCUUGCUUAUUUUGUCGAGAACGUGGAAGUCGAUUCCCGGGCAGUUCAGAAAGAAAUCGUCCAGAAUAGGCUGACUCAAGUGACCGGUUCCGUGAUAUCAGCGGUAAGGGAUGCGUGUCGAAACGGGUUGUUAGACUGGUCUCCGAGGCUCAAGUUGGCAAUGUAUUCCUGUGAUAUUCAGGCAUCAACGGAUGUCCUCGGGAAGGUUUACGGAGUAAUCGCGAAGCGCCGUGGGCGAAUAGUUGGAGAGGAGAUGAAGGAGGGGACGUCGUUUUUCACCGUUUCCGCACUGUUACCGGUUGUUGAGAGCUUCGGGUUUGCAGAUGAUAUCCGCAAGCGUACGUCUGGCGCUGCGAGUCCCCAGCUCAUUUUCAGCGGGUACGAGUUACUCGAUCAGGACCCAUUUUGGGUGCCGACAACGGAGGAGGAGUUGGAGGAUCUUGGUGAAAAGGCGGACCGGUCUAAUUUGGCCAAAGAGUAUAUGGAUGCUGUGCGGGAGAGGAAGGGAUUGUUUGUCGAUCGCAAACUCGUGCAGUUUGCUGAGAAACAGAGAACACUGAAGCGGUAGUGUGAAAGGUACCUCAUCACAGGCUGAAAAACAUGAGUGAUUGAGAACGCGACAAAUAUUUCUGCCUUUGUGCUUCUCCUUCCAGGCAUUUGUUUUUUUUUCUAGAUGCCAAUAUUCAGAAAGAGACAGAACCUCGAAUUAAUUAGUUGUUGCACUCAGACGCUAUUAAUAGUAGUGGGAUAAGCUGACUAAGCUACUGAUAGCGCUC